AUGCAAUUCACAUUCAUCACCGUCAUUUCCCUCAUCGCCGUUGCGAUUGCUACUCCUAUUUUCCCACUUCAGCCACGUCAAGCGCCAGCGAUUGAUGCAUCUACUGCAUCUAUGAGUGAUGCGCAAGGAAAUGUCGUUGGUUUUGAUUCUAAAGGUGUUAAUCAAGCUGCUAAGAACUCCGGCAUGUAA
Messenger RNA from Sclerotinia sclerotiorum 1980 UF-70, 189 nucleotides. RefSeq lists its product with no specific name. Bases 1 to 189 code for a protein of 62 amino acids. The record is from RefSeq and is a predicted model, not a curated record. The transcript has 3 exons. NCBI's taxonomy places the organism in Eukaryota, Fungi, Ascomycota, Leotiomycetes, Helotiales, Sclerotiniaceae.